UCAGAGAGGAGCAUCGGGGUCAGCAGCGGCUCUUAACUUUGGACUAUAAAGGCACGUCUAGACGGUGCUGCAAUGCUGCUGCAGGGAGGACUCUGUGCUGCCUCUCUGGCACUUUUAUUUUAUUUUUCCACUUUGGAGCGAACUGUGGUGCUCGCCUUCAAUCUUGACACCAAUCAUGUCAUCAGGAAAGACGGGGAACCGGGGAGUCUGUUCGGGUUCUCUCUCGCCAUGCACCGGCAGCUUAACCCGGAUAAAAGAAUGUGAGUGAUGACUUUUCCCUUCUACUUUGAACUUUACCACCUACCUGUAUGCUUUCUUUCACAUGUGACUGUUUGAAGGUGCACCUUACGAAACAGGUUCACUUUAUCUACUAAAGUAUAAUUUCAAACUUUCUCGUAAUAUAAUCCCCUUUAAUCUCAGAUUAUAGUUGAAGUACCCUGGAUUUAUAAUAUCCUCACAAUCUCAGGCUCUAUCUGUGUUAGAUUAAUGAAAUCCUUUGCAUGCACAGGUUGUGAUUUAAGGAGUGGCAACAUCUAAAAGUUACUGUAACUGUUACAGCCUUUGGUGUUUUGUGAGUAGGUUUGCGUGUUUUUUUGUUCCAGUUUUCUAAAGAGGUUGUCUGUCUCCCUGUGGAGCUUUGGAUGUUCACGGGGAAGAAGCUGAAAGACAACAAGUGGAUCAACAAUGGUUAUAACUGUGAUGCAAAUGUGCCUGUGAGGUCAAACUGAGGGGUCACAGAGCACAGAGAAAAGUAGUGUCCAUGUUGCGUGUUGGUCGAUUAAUCGAUUAAUCCUUCCACAGAAAACGAAUUUUAACACAUGGUAAUUAGUGACUAAAGUAAAAUGCUAAUGAUGUCAUUCAGUGCAUAAUUUAGGAUUUAGAAAACCUUAUUUAGUAGUUUAAUUUUUCUUUUUGAUCAGCUAUUGAUUAUAUCUGAGUUAUUUCUGUCAGGUUUUUAUCAAACCAGGUUGUUAAAGGUUAGAUUUUGUGUCAUAGUGAAGGCACUCAUUAGUAAAAUGUUUCUGUGCCAUUAAAAAGAUUCCCAUUGAUAGAAAAAUGUGUUAUAAUGAAUCAUAUCCUCUGGUCAGCCCCGAGGGGUCAGAGAUGACAUCAGUGUAGUGAGCCUGGUCAUCCUGCCACACAAAAAGUAUGUGAGGGGUAAAGUGAGGGGGGAUCCAGGGUGGGGUUGUGUGGUAGAGACUGCAUGGUGGAGCUACUGUAGACACUGGAGCAGGAACAGGAGCCUGCAGCAGCAUGUUGAGACAUAGAAAGCAGGGACGAGAAUUUGAGAUAGCGGGAUUUUGAGAGAUUUCCCAAAGAUCAGAGAGAUUAGGCUUAAGUUAAGGAAUUUUAUCUUCCUGGUGUUUUGACUGAAAGGAGGCUCUUGUUGUAAAGGAUUGCUAGUUAUACAAAACUCAAGCCUGUCUUUUCAAAUGCAUAUUUUUGGACAAGGACCCCUUUGUGCUCUCCUGAAAAGAGGCACGUUUACUUUUGUCAGAGCUGAUAAGUGUAAAGAGAGUGAAAGUCAUGGAAGUGGAUGUAAUAUUUGUUGGGCAAAUAGAGGCUUGAAAUGUCACACAUGCCUGAUUGUUGGUUUUCAGCCAGUAAAAGUAAGAGGAGAGUGAAGAUUCACCUGACAUACUGGGCUGUUAGGAGGCUGUUUUUAGAUACAGGCUUUUCUUGGUUAAAGCUAUUGUGGUUUUUUUCUCUCUCUAUUUAUAACAGACUGAAACAAAUACUGACGUGUCUUUAUGACCUAUAAAACUGACUAGACUAUUUACAAAAAGACUGGCUGUUUCUAUACUGCUAAUUCCAAUUGCAACAUCAAGUUGGGUUCUUGGAUCUGAACUUUUUGGCCUCAUCAUCCUAGGAACACAUGAUGAUUGUCAAGUACCAGCAUUGAUACCAAUCCAAAUCCAUCAGCUUAUAAAGGCCCACAUCUUUCUCUAUGCUUUCUCCAUGAUUUUCUUUUGAAGCUCUUCUACCUCUGGGUGGUCACAGACUCAGGGGUUAUGGACAAGUGAUCACAGGUGCUGAUGUUUUAUAUUUUUCAGGAAGUCUUGUUGGUUCAGGUUCAGAUGACAGGUCUUGAGAUGCUAAUAUUUAAAUUGCUAGUAUAAAACUGGAUAUGAUAUCUAGUUUAUGAUCUUAAUAGUGACUUGGAACCUGACUUAAUCUAUGAAGAUGUAAAAACUCUCCUAAAAAAGAUUGAAUCAGAGGAGGCUUGGCAUAUUUCACUUUAAAAUGACUUAAAAAAGAAAUGAUUUCAAGAUAUUUCCAUGUAGUCAACCUACUUCAAAGUAAUCAUAACAUAGGUUCAGCUGUACUGACAAUGAACUGCUUGAAAGCUACACUUAUAAAAUCAGUUAUUGGUCAUAGCCAAGUCUUUAGGUUAGAACAUAUGUGUCUAUAUUACUGCUAAGAAACUCUUCUUCCUAUACUGUAAAUAUUAUAACUGACUGGUAUGGAUUUAGAAAGCUGCUUCAAGUUGUCUGCUAUAUGUCAGCUUUAAAUCCUCAUGUGACCCCGAUGUAAUCAGCCAGACAAAUCAAGUGAAAGCUCGUUAGAGUUCCCAGCAGCAGGUAAUGAGCAGCAAUGUCUGACUUAAAGCUGUUAGGAACACGACCAAGCUCAUGAAACCACUAACCGGCAGCAGUGUGUCUCACACUCUGCAUCUGUCUCUGUUGCUCUUACUGGAACAUGUGUUUGAUGAUGAUCGCCAGCAGCUGCUAAGCUCUACUGGAUAUUACCGCUUACAUUAAUGUGAUUAUCAUGAAUCAGAGGUGAGGAGAGGAAUGCUGGCUCUCACAGGAUCCAUUGUAAACGCUGAUGUAGAGCAACGACCAACGUGGCAAGAUAGACUAAAUAGAGCUAGACUUCCAGUGUUUAAGAACCAAUCGCUUAAUAUCUUACAGUUAAAGCCCCUGUGAUGAGUUUUGGUGAAUUAUGAAACAGACUGGAUUAAACAGUAUUGCUUCUCUAUGAUAUAUGUAAGCAAAUAAGAUCAUUGACAAGAAAGCUUUGACCAUAGGGGGCGCCAAAGUCAACACAGAUAAAAAAGUUAAUCGCAGGAGCUUGAGCUGCAUCAUCAGACUAAUUAUGUGGUGAUUAAAACAGAAGUGUUGAGUUAAAGAAAUGUUUUCUCUAAUAAGUUUAUUAAAGGGGGCUUUAUGGUCUUUCUAAAAUCAGUUUCUAAUGAUGUGUAAGAAAGCAAACUCUUAUUUUAGCGUCAAACUGAGCACAUUGUAAUAUACUGAGUAUUGACUGAGUGACUCAAAUGAAUGAUGCGUAGGUUAAUGAUGUGGAUAUAACAUCCAGUGAAAGAAACCAGAGAGAAAGGCAAUUUGAGUGGACAUGCACGGCCAUCUGUGCCCCAGUAACCUGAUAGAUGAGACCCAUCAGUGACUCACCAGUAAAGACAUACCUGUCAAACUUAAGUUUGGCUUUAUUUUAAAGAGGUUGUGUUGCUUAGGAAAGUAUUCAUAGCUGCAGUUAAAAAUUUAGGUAGGAAACAGGUUAAAGUCUUUAUUCAUGAUUGUGUCUGUGACAGUGGACACAGCCUAUCACAGCUCAGCACCAAUCACAGUUGUGUGUGAGUGCUCGUGUGUGUGUAAACUGAAACAGUUAGAACAGCUGCAGCAGUUCUUGUGGCUUUGAGUGCACAGCUGGAGGAGCUCUGGCCCACAUCUGCUAACAAAGGCCAGUGAGAUCACUGUGUAAACCCUCAGCAGUCACAAUUCAUGCCCAUUUGUGCUGCACUGAAAGACAUGCUGCAUGGUGAGAGGUGGUGUCACACUGUAGCCUAUUGUUGCUUUACAAAAAAGUGAUACAGUAGACUUUUAAUGACUCCUUUUACAUUCAGUAACUUACUCAAAAUUAGGUUUUGUGUUGUUUUAAAGCCUGUUACUCAAAAGUUUGCUGCAAAUUUUGAUGUUCAAGAAAAUUGCUUUAACAUUUUACUGUACUGUAGUGCAAUUUCCUGUCACUGACACAGACCUUAUGUCUCUGGUAAAACAUCUGUUUUGAACUGGUAUAUGUAUCUCUAUGAAUGUAAUACAGUUCACUGUGAGUUCAUGUUCAGUCAAAGACCUGCAGCUGCAGUUGGAUUCCACUGUUUUGCAGAUGAUUUGAUGUUUUAUGUUGUUGACUGUGAUCAUUGUAACAUAUUUGGAGUCUUUCUGAGCACUUCCAGCAGUCAUCAUAUUUAUAGCUGUAGAAAAAAGUAACACAAAUAUUUAAAGAAUGUCUGAAAAACAAGGUUAUGUGUCUGCUAGUCUGCCAUGUUAAUGGCAGAGCUACUCCUCAAAUACUUGCUAAAUUCAACAACUUUCCAAAGAAGCUCUGCUGUUAUGUUGGAGUUAUUUUCUUUUUCAUGUGUCAGGAGUCUGUCAUAAAUGUUGAGUUUUCUUGUGCAUUGCUCUCAUGUAGUUUGAUCUUUGCAUCUUAAUACGAUUCAUUUACUGUCAUACAGUAUCUGAUUGAUUCUACAACAUCAUCCAUGAUUUCAGUGUUCAACAGUUGUACCUCUGGAAGAUAAUAACCUCUAUUCUGAGUUUAAAUGUUCUGAACAUUUUGAAGCUUAUAUUUGGAUUUGCAUUUGACUGGAUUUUGUUUGAGGGAAGGGUUUGCAGUUUAGUCUUCAGACUCGGCUCAGUAAGUCCUUGUUCUGCAGAUGAUGCUUCUCAAGGAUGUGAGACAGAUUAGAAAGUGUGUUACUGAAGGAAGUGUGCAGUAACAAGGAGGUGAAAGGGUGGAGAGGAUAUCCUCGUCUUUGAGAAAAUCCUCACACAGUGCUCACACUGUUCAGCUCAAACAUAAUAGCAGGGUCUCCCUUGGGUCUCACAGUUGUAAGACUUCAUAUAAAUGGCUCUGGAAUUGAAUUGAUACUUGAUACUGUUCUUUAUUAUAACAGGUUAUUUAUGUUCUCAUUAUUUACAGGUCAGCUGAUCUAGUUUUCAGAGAAGGCUGAACCAUUUUAAGGUUUAAAUGAAUCCUUAUUGACAUGCAGGAGUAGGUUUUAGGUCAAAUCUCAGUUCUUCAUAAGCACAUUUACAGUCAGUUGGAAGUUUGUCAGAUCUGUAAAUAUUUUCUAUAGGAGCUCACUUGUUAAAUAUAAUAGUUUUUAUCACUCUUAGUUCAAUCUUUCAUUUUUUUAUUCACGUCAAUAGGAAGCAUAAAAGUUGGCCUAAGCCUGAUUUGACCAUGUUGGGGAGCUAAGGUUGGCUGAAAUGGCUCACUAGCAACAUUUAAUCAAAUUUCUCUCAGACAGCUAACAAUUUAGCCAACAAAAGUGACAGUUGUUGGCUAUAAAUGAGAAAUCUACUUAUUUGUGUCCAUACUUAAAUCCAGUAUUCAACUAAGAAUUGAACAUUUUAAAAAAGUCUCCAUCACUUUUGUAAACUCUCAUUGUUUUUGUUUUUUUAAGUCUGUUUGCCAGACAUAGCAACAGUUACUACUUAAAGGGUGAGCUGAUGGAUGUUGCAAUAUGGAUGUUAGCUACAAAGCUUCAAUAUUUCUCUCACUGUUUAUUUUCAGUGCAAAAUCAACUCAUGCAGUUACUGGGCAACCACAGACAGGAAAUGGUUUAGUUUGGUUUGGUCUCUUACCAACACAAGUCUUGCACCAGCAAAGUUAACACCUUGACAGUAUGCAAAAUAUCAAAACGGAGUCAAUAUGAUACCAAGGUUUCAGGGGGGUUGAAAAAGGGUUUCACUUUAGAAAGUGAAGUAAAGUACAGGAAGUUAAAGUCUAAGCUAUGCCCAACUUGUCCACAAGUUAAUUUAUCUGUAGUCAUUCUUAACAUCUGUCAAAGUAUUUACACAAAGUUUGUAACAGUGGUGCGCUAAUAUUAACCACCCAAAACAGAUAACAUAGUUAUAUCACUGUAAGUUUUUCCCUUCUUUUUCAAAGGAUGGCAAAUAAAUUCAGGUCUGCGCCACUGAGUGGAAAUCAAAGAUAUUUCAAUGAUAGUCCAAGUCACAUUUAUUGGAAUAUUUUUCUAUAACUUUAUUGUUUGUUAGGCAUAAGUCCUAAAUCAAUGUAUAAAAGAAGAGCUGAACCCUUUUCAUCAGAUAAGUGUUGCUGAUAAUGUCAUCUCUGUAACUCCUGAAACACAUCCUCUUUUCAUGCCUGUCGAGGCUGUGUGAGAUUGUGGGUUUAGAGGAGAAGUUGUGGUCAGUGAACUGUGUUUGGACAGAACAGUGAACACGCUCCAAAUUGUCUGCCUCACUGCUCCUUUGCCCUCUGCAGAAUGUCAGAACAGUACUCCACUGUCCUGUACCGAAGUUUCCAGUUUGUUCCUUAUCACAGAAUCGCUUCUUUGAGAGAAUGAUUGAGCACAAACAGAAUUCAGAUGCCAAACAUGCUUAAUCAUCCUGAGAAAUAUGCGGCAUAAGUGGAAACCAAAACGUCACUAGAAAGACCUUUACAUGUAUGUCUGAUAUGAGCCAAAUAGAGCCCACCAGAGUCUUCACAGAGAUCUGAGACUCUACAAGAGAUCACCAGAGGGGAUUAAGCCUCCUUAGAUAAUUGAACUUCUAACCCUUUCUUUGGAUUUAUUUUUGUCCUGGAAAUGAUCCUGGACGCGGAUUGUUUCACUCAGAGUUAACCUCGAUGUUGCCUUCAUGAAGUACUUUAUAUCGAUAUAUCUUAUUUUAUCCUGGUCCAGUAAAUAUUGUUUACUUCAAAAUCCUCAAUAUGAUCUGAUUUGAUUUUGGAUUCCAAGUCAGAGAACUAUCAGCUGAUAACCUUUGAGUGGACUGAUUGAGAUUAUAGUAUAGUAUUUUUUUUUGCCUCAGUGUUUCCUGAUUGGUUUUCCUGCCACACUUCAGCUGGCAGCAUUUCAGAAUUCUGGCCAUAGAGCAGCUGCUGGACAUGAGCUUUAAACAGCCAUAUGUGGUGGAUAACCGAUUUAAAGAAUUUACCAGCAAUAAAACACCAGAAUCAAUAAUACUAUCAUCCAACUAUUUAAAGACUAGAUUUCAAACCAAUUAGAUUAAUUUAGAAUAAAAUCAAACACUUUUUAAACUGCCUCUUAGUGCCAACAUGCUGCACCGAGAGGCAGUGGAGUUUCCAGGGUUAAAGAGUUCAGUAACAGCAACGUAACUGUCGGCCCACCCACUUGGCACACAUAUCAUCCCAUUGAGGAGGCUUCAUGAUGGCUUAUGGUCACGCACUUGAUAAUGAUGCUGUGGCAACAGUCAGCUGUGCAAGUUUGUGAAUGGGAUUCUGUCAGUGUGCCUCUUGGUGCCUGUAAUGCCACCUAUGAUGUGGCCUAUAUCAUUAAAUUGAUCUGCAUCCAGGCAAGUAAUUGUUCUGUCCUACUUCAGUAAACAAUUUUGUUUCAGUCACUGUUUGUUAGAAAAGACCAGCUAAUUUUGUCUGUGCCCACCCACUCUAUGAUUUCUGCCUGUGCUACUACUCUGUUCAUAUUUCACUAUAUGUUUUAUUUGUUGUGACAAUGUAUAUGUCAUACUGUGUGAUAUCUCAUGAGUGACAGAGAGGAGAGGCCUGUUUUCAUGGUUGUUUCAACGUUUAUUUCCAUCUUUAAAGUCAGCACAAGCAGAGCAGUGACAUGCACUCAUUUGAUGUGACAUCAGACAUCAUCCUAAUCAGCUUGUGGGAGACUGUAACUGUAAUUGAUGCUGCUCUAAUUAAAGGGAUAUUCCGGCGUAAAAUUAAGCCAGGGUCAAACACACAAAAGAGCCUCUCUACAGCCACAAAUAAUGCUCAGAACAGCACCUAACUUCAUUAACAGGGUCCCAGCCAUAGUACUAGCCUUCAAACAUCUUUUUAGCUUUGCCUGGUUUCUUUAGUAUACAGGUGGAUUCAGUCAUUUAUUAAGAGCUUCAGCUGGCCAUCAAUCUCCCUCCUCCCACCUGUACAGGAUCCCUCUUUUUACUGUUUGUUACGACCCAGCUCGUGAGGGGUUAGCAACGAAUCAAGGGGUGAGCAGCUCCCUAUCCCCAACAAUUCCACAAAAAAAAGAUAUACAAUGAAAUCGCCUUCACACACGAAUGCCAACACAGAUUUCCUGACAAGAGUGUAGCGAACGCCAGUAUCUGCCCAUGAAGCGCUCUCAUCGCCCAUCCCCGAUUGGUCCUGCGGACUCAGCCCAUUAACCAAUCAGCAGCUGGUCCCCGUAGUCCUCUCAUAGUCACACAGAAAGAAAUAAACAUGACAAAAGGUGACUCUGAACUAGAGUGUAGCAUGUCACUUUCUGAAAUUAGCUCAAAACAAGGUAAUCAGGGCAACACAUAUAGUACAGCCGUAACAUUGUUUUUCCUGUGUGGAAGUUUGAGUUUGGUUAUUUUUCAUCUCAUACUGUCCAAACCAUCAAAGAAGUGUUGUGUUGCUGCUUUUGAGGAAACUUCUUCAGACAGCUAACAAAGUUACAUUUUUGGUGUAUGUCAAAAAGCUCACUGUUUAUUAUUGUAUGUACAACAGUCAUCAUCAUGUGUUAACUUUGGACUCCAGGAAAGCAGAACACAGUUUGUCAGAUGAUACAGUUAACCUCAACUGAAAAAUAAAUACUUAAAGUUUUUGUUUUUUAUCUGUAUUUCUAGGCUGUUAAUUGGUGCACCCAGAGCCCGAGCUUUGGGCACACAGACUGCCAACAUCACUGGAGGUCUUUAUAAAUGUGAAAUGACCCAGAGCAAUGACUGUGAACGCAUUGUGUUUGAUAAUGAAGGUGAGCUUUCUAUCUAUCUAUCUAUCUAUCUAUCUAUCUAUCUAUCUAUCUAUCUAGCUAGCUAGCUAGCUAGCUAGCUAUCUAUCUAGCUAUCUAAAUGUCAGUCUGUCUAUAGAAAAUUGAUAUUGGUGCUAAUAUUUUUGCCUUUUGUUUUAUUCCAAAAGAAAAUGUUCGAAUUGAGAAUAAGGAGAAUCAGUGGAUGGGGGUGACGGUUCAGAGUCAGGGGCCUGGAGGAAAAGUUGUGGUGAGUCAAACUGACCUUCUCAUUCACCGUUUCCAGCAACUUUAUGUCCAACUCAGUGUGCAGCUCUAUGUAAGAAUCAUAGUUUUGACUUUAACCUGGCUGUUAUCUUUUUUAUAUAUCAGACCUGUGCACAUCGCUAUCAGAGGCGUUUGUUUGUUAACACGCCUCAGGAGUCUCGGGACAUCACUGGUCGCUGUUAUGUCCUGAGUCAGGAUCUGACCAUUGACUCUUCUUCUGAUGAGGACGGAGGGAACUGGAACUUUUGUGAGGGCAGAGCCAGGGGUCAUGAGAUGUUUGGAUCUUGUCAGCAGGGUUUGGCUGCCACCUUCACCAAGGACUACCAUUACGUGGUGUUUGGCGCACCAGGAGCUUAUAACUGGAAAGGUUGGUGACAUACAAAUACAAACCUUAUACCCUCAAAUAAUUUAUGCUGUGUUCUCACUUAGUGAAUUUUUGUGAUUUGAAUUAUAAUUGAUCUCUCUCGGCAGGUAUCGUUCGAGUGGAGCAGAAGAACAACACUUUGCUGGAGAUGGGAGUGUACGAUGAUGGCCCGUAUGAAGUUGGAGAUGAGCAUCUCUUGAACCCCGAGCUUGUGCCUUUACCUGCUAACAGCUACCUCGGUGAGUGUCUACCAUAGACUGUAUAUAGAAUGGACGCCAUCUGCCUCCUCGCUGAGUGAAGCCACCCGAGAACAGCACCCUCUGGUGACGGGCUGCAGUAUAGGUCAUAAAUCCCGCCUCCUUCAGCAAUCCCUAUGGAGCUGUGGACAAACUCUAGAAAUUUAUUACACAGAAUAUAAUUUUUUUCCCCCUUGCUUGCAAUGUUGACAUGUAGUUACAGUAAGACUGGUUUGUGCUCAAGUCCUCUUUUUUUCUGUGCAGCUCCAUUUUUAAAGUUAUUAGGGGGUUCAUGUUUUCUAUGAUUGACACUUGAUACAGCCUAUGGGUGUAUGAAGAUUGCACAGCUCACCCGAGGGAUAUGCUGUUUGAGCCGAGCGUCAUCACAAUAACUCUAGGCGACUCUCCUGCCGAAUGCGUACAAUGCUACUGCGCAAAUGGUGUGGUGCGUCCAACGCAACUGCGAAAUGUUGGUUUCAGGAAGUGGAGAAAAAAUGCAGAAUUACAGAGAGCUUUUCGGCUUCAAAUCUGUGUAUUAGUGGAAGGCGGAACCAAGUUGUCUAUAGUAUAUACAGUCUAUGGUGUCUACCCUCAAAACCUUUUGAUGGAACCGUUCAUUAUUGAAGUUAUGAGUUCCAAAUGUUUUCUUAUUGUAUCAGAUCCAAAUGUGUGUUCUGAAAAUGAUCCAUGAACCUGGUGUAAUACUUUUUUUCAAUUACAAUUAAUAAAGCACUCUAAUACCAACAAGGUACUGCAAAUUCAGGUUUGCAAAAGAACAUUUGUUGACAGAUGUACAAGCUAAAAAUAUUCUUACAGAAAGGAGUGCAUGUGUGUCUUCACAAGCAAACUCCUCAGUAAAAUUAAACUGUCCCUCUCCCUGUGUGUGAAAACAAUUUCAUUCUCCAUUUGCACGUCUGAAUCUAAUGACAACUGUCAAUGUUUGCUCCCUCUAAGUACUUUUCCUACCAUUGUUACCAGCUGCUUACAGUAAGAGAAAAAUGACAGGAAAGGACUUUGGUCCUUGUUGCGGCACUAGUGUCUCCUACUGGUCAGUAAGUUAAACUGCAUAAAGUAAGAGGACUUUGAAAAUCUGUGCAGGUGAAAAGCCACCCCCCAGGACCUACAGGAAACAAUCUAUUUUUGUGCAAAAGCAGAUUUUCAUUUUCAAUAUUUCUUUGUUUUUAGGAUUUUCCCUAGACUCAGGGCACAAAAUCACAGGGAGUCACGGCCUGACGGUGGUGGCUGGAGCACCCAGAGCCAAUCACAGUGGAGCUGUGGUCCUGUUGAGGAAAGAAAACGAAUCCUCAGGCAAGCUUUUGGUGGAGCACACUCUUCAGGGACCAGGACUGGCAUCUUCCUUCGGAUACGACCUGGCUGUAGCUGACCUGAACGGCGAUGGGUAAGAAAAAUUUCACUGCAGUAUUGGAUAUGUAAGAAUCACAAAAUGCGGAAAACUAUACUCAUAUGUUAAAGAAAAGUGUGUUAAACUUUGAAGUUUUUGAAAGGAUCUGACUUCCUUUAAGGUGUUUUUACUAUAACGCUGUCAUAUUUAAGUGAUUUGUGUCCUUUUUAAUGGACUUCUGAUAUAUUAGUGAUUUGGCCGUACUCUGCAUAACAGCUGUUUACUUCUCUUCUUGGAUGCAGAUGGCAGGACAUAGUUGUCGGAGCGCCUCAGUUUUACAUGAAGGACAGAGACAUUGGAGGAGCUGUUUAUGUUUACAUCAACCAGGCAGGAAGAUGGGACAGAGUCAUUCCUGUCCGUUUAAACGGUACCAAAGACUCCAUGUUUGGACUGGCUGUGGAGAACAUCGGAGACAUCAACCAAGACUCGUAUGAAGGUAAUUCAGCUAACAUUUUCCAGGUUUGUUCAUCUGUUGGUUGAUUUUUGUCUUAUCAGGUUUUCUUUUCCUGUGCAGACAUCGCUGUUGGAGCUCCUUAUGAAGAUGGCGGAUCAGGAAAAGUCUAUAUAUAUCAUGGCUCUGCACAAGGAAUCAAAACCACACCUGCACAGGUCGGUUUGUUGGAAUUAUGAGUAGAUUUCUGAGAUUAAGAUUUCUGUGGCUGUCUUCACUGACAACAGUUUAUCAUGAAUUUGAGAUCAAACCACAUUGAAAUUGUUGCUUUUUACAGGUCCUUUCAGGAAAGCCGCACCACAUUAAACUCUUUGGAUACUCUCUGGCUGGAAACAUGGACUUGGACAGUAACUCUUAUCCAGAUGUGGCUGUGGGAUCUCUGUCUGACUCAGCUUUAAUCUACAGGUAAUUUUUUCCCCCUCACACAUUAUGAUUAAAUUUAAACCUUACUGGUUUGUAUUAAACUUUAUUUAACUGCCUUUCUUUCAGAGCACGGCCAGUCAUCAGCAUCAGGAGGGAUGUCAAAAUAUCUCCACAGGAAAUUGACCUCUCAAUAAAAAACUGUGGGAACAGCAUUUGGUAGGUGUUCAACGCUUUAUUUCAGCUGGCCUUGUGGUUAAAAUAUCCAAUCUUAAAAGUUAAUAUAAGACAUUUUCUUGUUCCUUGUGAGUAGGAUAGUUGCAUUGGUGUAAAAACUGUAAGUGUACUUUAAGCAAUACUUAAAAGCUCACUGUAGUAUUGAUGUAGAUUUAAAAUGCUGUUAUUUUACAUGGCAAAACAUCUUUAAAAUAACGGUAAUGUUGCUUUCUAUUGAGGCCAUCAGUAUAAUAAAACCCAUCAGCUCUUGCAUUCUUUUAUCCUCAUACAUCAUCUCCUGUGUUUAGCUUCACUGUGGAUGCGUGCUUCACCUACACAGCAAACCCUGCAUCUUACAACCCAAGACUUAGUAAGUGACGCCACGUUAAAACCUCUCAUUUCAGAGAUUCAGCAUUUCUUCAGCUGCUCUAACAUGUGCUUCCUUCCUCAUCACAGCGAUCAGCUUCUCUGUGGAGGCUGAUGGAGAUCGCAGGAAACAGGGGCUCCCCUCCCGAGUGACGUUCCUGAAUAAAUCCCGCACAGAAACAGACCACCACUUUAACGGCACCUUGGACAUCCGGGGCCAAAGACAGGAAACGUGCACAAAGAUAAUAGCCAAACUGAAGGUAAGAAAUAUGUACCUCACAGAACAGAUAGAUUUGAUAGGAAAAACUUAUCAAAGACAUAAUUUCAAUUAAUAAAGGUUGAGAAAUAUUUUGGUAUUUGGUUAUCUGAUUAUUUGGGCAGAAAACAAUAGAUAAAAAAAAUGAUGUGCAGCCAAUUACUUGGUUAGACUUUUAGACUCUCAGGCAGAAUAGAAAUUCAAAUAAGCAAAAAAGGAUGGUAUUUUUCCACUCCGGUGUAGCUGAAGCCUUUAUUUUUCCUAAUCCUGCUGCUUCUGUUUCUGUUUUUCCUCCAGGAAAACAUUAAGGACAAAAUGAGAAGCAUUCCCAUCGAGGUGUCUGCAGGGAUUGUUGGCACUAAAAGAAGACAGUCGAGGAACGCCCUCCCUCAGCUCAUGCCAAUAUUAGACUCCUCUCAGCCGAGCAAAGACGUCAUACAGGUGAGUGUUCAGUCUGAAACAUUCAGUCAAAAGUUAUCAAGCAAAAUCUUUACACAGGAGAAACUCUUGAAUGUGUUUUCCACACAUUUUCUUUUUCAGGUGAACUUUGUCAAAGAGGGCUGCGGGAGGGAUCACAUCUGUCGAAGUAACCUGAAGAUGGAGUACAAGUUAUUCUACAAACAAAACAACCUCGAUGUGUACUCUCCGUUAGCCAUGUGAGUUCUUUCACCUCAUUUCUUUAAAGCAACAGGUCACCUGAAAGCUCAGAGCUCAGCCUGACGUGAUCGAAUAUAUUUGUGUAUCUGCAGGAAGAAUAAUGUCCCCGUGUUUCAUCUGAACUAUGAGAGGAAAGACUUGGCUAUACGUGUGACAGUCAACAACAUGAACGGAGACGACGCUUACGAGGCAAAGCUGUUGGGGACUUUCUCAGAGACGCUGUCAUAUUCAGGAGUCCGCUCUCAUCAAACAAUGGUAAACCAGACAGCAUCUCUAGUGACACCUGGAGUGUGGUUGUGGUACUGCUUACACAGGCUAAGAGAUUGAUUUUGGUGUUAUGCAUUUUAGUUUUUUUUUUUCUUGUCAUUUGGAUUAGAAAUUGUUGCAUGUAUGAAAAUAACAAAGUAGAUUUUGGCCUGUGGGAGACGAUUUUUUGAGAGAUUAACACCUAAAUUAUUUAUCCAUCUCCAGCUCAGUACCUUUUAUUUCUAUUAGCUUGAAGGCUUAGCUGUGCUUUAAUGAUGCAUUAUAACUAUGCUACCAUACACCGAUGAAGCAUUUGACUUCAGUAUAUACCAGCACCAUUAUAAUAUCUAAAUUUUAUCAAAAAUACAUCAUUUAGACCUCUUUCCUGACACUUGAUAUAAAUGUAAUCCUUAUACAAAAAACUUGGAAUAUAGUGCUCACAUCUCUCAAGUCUGAUCACCAUCCAGGUCUUUGAACUUCCCUCCUCCUUUUCAGGUAGGGAAGCCCAUCAUCUGCAAUGCCAAUCAGAACGGCUCUCAAGCAGACUGCGACCUGGGAAAUCCUUUUAAAAGAGACUCCAGGGUAAAGAGACUGAACUCAUCCUCAGAUUUGCAUUUUCACUUUGACACUGUAAUUCAAGAAGUGCAAUUUCAGAUGUUUUUGAAUCUUACUUCCACCAGACGAUGUUUUACAUCAUCCUGAGCACUGUGGGCAUGACUCUGGACACCACAGAGAUUAAUGUGGAUCUUCAUCUCCAAACGUAAGUACAGCUGCUGCAGCUGUGAGGGUGUGAGAGAACUGAACUGCAGAAUGCACCUGUUAGACAUUUGCCUUUUCUUUCAGGACGAGUGUUCAAGAAGAUAUGACUCCUGUUAAAGUAAAGGCCAAAGUGAAAAUUGAACUUCCUCUGUCUGUCAGUGGGUGAGUACAUUAGACUAUGAUCAACUUCACUUAAAUAUAAGUUUAUUACCUCAGUGUGAUUUGAAAUGUAAAUAUUUCUGAUCAUUUUCUCAGAGAGGCCAGCCCAAAUCAGGUUUCAUUCGGAGGUGUUGUGAAAGGUGAAAGUGCCAUGAAGACAGAGGAGGAGAUCGGAAGUUUGAUCAACUUUACAUUCAGAGUAAGUCUGUUUAUCAACCAUUGAUGCUUAUGUAGGUGCAGGUUGUCUUUCUGGGUUUUUGACAUGGUUUCCUCUACAGAUAAACAACUUGUGGAAAACUCUGACAUCCUCAGUCAAAGCCUCUCUUCACAUUCACUGGCCAAAAUAUAACAAAGUUGGAAAAUGGCUUCUUUACCUGGUGAAGAUCACCUCUACAGGACCACAGGAGGUCCUCUGCUCCCCGCAGUCUGAAAUCAGCUCUCUCAAACACAUCAAGGUGGUGCCUUCAGACCUCUUUGUAUAAAAUCAAAUCAACUGUCAGUUUGUGGAAACCUGCGGGGUUUAAUUCUCUCUUUUUUUUUGUAUUAAUAAUAAGAAAAUGUUCUUUCAGGAGUCCUCUGUGUCCAGGACAAAACGGGAAAUUGGAGAAAGAAAGCCUGCUGCAAAAGUGUCUCCACUGUACGGCAAAAGUAAAGUUCUGGUGAGUUCUUGAUCUGGACAUAUUUGAUUUUAUCUGGUAUAUCAUUUUAAAGUUGAACCGAAAUCUUUUGUUUGUUUCAGUCAUGUGCAGGUGAGAUCAAAUGUGUGGUGCUUGAGUGCCCCCUUCAGGGCCUGGAUGGUACUGUGGUUGAACUGAGAUCUCGUCUGUGGAACUCGACUUUUAUUGAGGUAACAUGUUAUGUUUUGAGAUUUAACAUCUAUGUCAUCACCAGUGUUUAACAUAAUUUAUUCAUCUUAACCAAUAAGCUGCUUUUUUCUCUUCUGCACAGGACUAUGCCUCUCUGUCGCACCUGCGCAUCAUCGUGAAAGCGUCUCUUGUCCUCCAAACUCAGGCUAAAAACAUGAUGUUGACAACUCCUGACACUGACGUAAGUACAUCAGUGAAAAAGACACUUUUUUUUUUUAUCUUCAUUUCUAACUGUGUCUCGGUUUCUCUCACUUUGACUUUUUCCAUCAGGUGAUAGUGACAGUGUCUCCAGACAGUGAAGUAGCACAGCACAGUGGGGUUCCCUGGUGGAUCAUACUGGUGGCUGUUCUCGCAGGAAUACUGAUCUUGGCGUUGUUGGUGUUUCUGCUGUGGAAGGUGAGGGGGCCGUUAUAACUUUUCAUCAUCCAUGUUUAGUGGUAGAUCAAAUCCUGGGGCACAAGUUUGUGAUAGAAUGUAAUCUUUACUACUCUCACAUGUAUCUGCUUUUAGCCACCACACUGUAUUUAACUGCACACAUUGAUUUCAGGUCUGGGUUUGAACACACCAAUCAGUGUAAAGUGAACUCAACAUAUGUGGUAUUUGCUCCACAAUCUACUAGGAGCCAGUGUGUUUCUUUGUUUUUCUUGACGAGAUCCUAGUUAUUGUCCAGCAACAUCACUGAUUCUGUCACCCUUAACAAUCCAACCCCUCCCUCUUGCCCCCCCCUCUCAGUGUGGUUUCUUCAAGAGAGCAUCAAAAGACGAAUACGAUGCUGCGUAUCACAAGGCAGAGAUCCAUGUUCAGCCCUCUGACAAAGACAAACUCUCUGCUGAGGCCUGAUUUAUCCUCAGAUCAGGGGUAAAAACAAGCUGCAAGCAUGGAGUGUCAAACUGCGCUCACUGAAACGACUCACUUUGAAGCCAAAUCAGCUGCUUGAAUGCUGCAAAAUUCAAUCAGACACAUACUGUACUGAGCUGAGAAAGAGCUUUUACUUUACAUGAAGUAAUUCUGAUUAUUCUUUGUGUAAAGUUGAAUUUUUAUACAUUAUGUGUCUCUGAAUUUUGCAAAGUAAUUAAUGUAAUUUCUUUCAAACAGGCUUCAAAUAUGUUUUUGGUCUGCAGGUGCUUCUGCUGGCAUGGCUUUCACCGCCUCGCUUUUUGCCCCCUAAAAACCUGCAAAGCAUGCUUAACAUUCCUGCAAGUCCCCUGUUGCUGCUGCUAACACUGUAUACAACUUAUUUUAUCAUUUCCCACUUUUUUUUAAUAAUAAAUCCUUAUUUUGGAUCCCUCUUUUCUUAGUGUGGAUUCUUCCAGCGCUCCAAACAAGACGACAGCAUUCCUCGCUAUCACGCUGUGCGGAUAAAGAAGGAAACUCCUGACUGUAAAGAUGGAAAAAUGAAACUGGAUCCUUUGGAUAAAAAGCAGUGGGUGACAACGUGGACUGACAAUGAAAGUUACUCUUGAGUCUCUUUCUGUCAAACUGAUAGCGUACACAAAAAUUACACAAGUGCCAGUGUCUUAUUGAAUAAGUUUGAGACCACACAAAACUUAAAAACUACACUGAACUUUGAUUUUUGUUCAAUCAACAUGACUCUGAUUGGCAGGAAUUAGUCAGGUUCCUGUCUUUUUCUUACACUGUAUAGAAGAUGAAAUGUUUUUGUAAGCUUUGUAUAUAUUUAAAUACUUUGCACACUGUAUAUUUAUUUUUUUUAUGAAAUAAUUUCAAGCAGCCAAAGAGUGUUUUUU
Messenger RNA from Xyrichtys novacula (pearly razorfish), 17033 nucleotides. The record is from the annotation of a GenBank genome assembly. NCBI's taxonomy places the organism in Eukaryota, Metazoa, Chordata, Actinopteri, Labriformes, Labridae.